Molecule: messenger RNA, 1730 nt
Organism: Glycine soja
Lineage: Eukaryota; Viridiplantae; Streptophyta; Magnoliopsida; Fabales; Fabaceae
Product: serine/threonine-protein kinase SRK2I-like
Exons: 9
Coding region: 195-1274 (359 amino acids)
Biological process (GO): protein phosphorylation; intracellular signal transduction
Cellular component (GO): nucleus
Molecular function (GO): ATP binding; protein serine/threonine kinase activity
Source: RefSeq, a predicted model, not a curated record
ACGAAAAUGCUGCUUACGAGGCAAACAACCUUAGCCGGCGUCAUCCGCAAAACGACGUCGUCACUAUCUCUCACAAGUCUUCCUUCCCACUUGCACUCUCUCUCUCUCUCUCUCACUCCCUCACUCACCGGUCGCCGAAUCUUUCUCCGCAUCCGCAACCACCACCGCCGUAUCCUCCUUUGCUUCUUCAACCGAUGGAUCGGCCGGCGACCGGACCUGGCGUGGACAUGCCGAUCAUGCACGAUAGCGACCGCUACGAUUUCGUUCGGGAUAUUGGCUCCGGGAAUUUCGGCGUCGCAAGGCUUAUGAGGGAUAAACAGACGCAAGAGCUUGUUGCUGUCAAGUAUAUUGAACGCGGAGAUAAGAUUGAUGAAAAUGUUAAAAGAGAAAUCAUUAAUCACAGGUCUCUAAGACAUCCUAACAUUAUCAGGUUUAAGGAGGUUAUUUUAACACCUACUCAUCUGGCCAUUGUAAUGGAAUAUGCAUCUGGUGGAGAACUAUUUGAGAAAAUCUGCAAUGCAGGGCGUUUUAAUGAGGAUGAGGCUCGUUUCUUCUUUCAACAACUCAUAUCUGGGGUCAGCUAUUGUCAUGCAAUGGAAGUGUGUCACCGGGACCUGAAGUUGGAAAACACGUUGUUGGAUGGAAGCCCGGCGCUUCAUUUGAAGAUAUGUGAUUUUGGAUACUCCAAGUCUUCCGUGCUUCAUUCACAACCUAAGUCAACUGUGGGAACUCCAGCAUAUAUUGCUCCAGAAGUAUUGCUGAAGCAAGAGUAUGAUGGCAAGAUUGCAGAUGUCUGGUCAUGUGGAGUAACCUUGUUUGUGAUGCUAGUGGGAUCAUAUCCUUUUGAAGAUCCUAAUGAUCCAAAGGAUUUCCGGAAGACAAUUCAGAGGGUUCUCAGUGUCCAGUAUUCCAUUCCAGACAAUGUUCAAGUAUCUCCUGAGUGUCGCCACCUUAUCUCAAGGAUCUUUGUUUUUGACCCUGCAGAGAGAAUCACUAUUCCUGAAAUAUUGCAAAAUGAAUGGUUUCUGAAAAAUCUUCCUCCUUACUUGAUGGAUGAAAAGAUCAUGGGUAACCAAUUUGUAGAAUCAGAUCAGCCCAUGCAGAACAUUGAUACGAUCAUGCAGAUAAUUUCAGAAGCCACCAUACCAGCUGCGGGGACCUAUUCUUUAGACCAGUUUAUGGCUGAUAACAUAAUAGAUGAUGACAUGGAUGAAUUAGACUCUGACUUUGAGCUUGAUGUAGAUAGCAGUGGGGAGAUAGUGUAUGCCAUAUAAUUUAAUCAUCGUCUGCAUUUUAGAGACAGCAUAAUGAAUGGACAGCAUCUUAAUAUUCAACAGGGCAAUCUCCCUUAAUUUAAUCAAGGAAAGAGAAAGUGUGGAGAUCGUAUUUCCUGUAAGAUUGGAUGAUACACAAAGUUCAUCAUGUUAAUUUGUAUGUUGUAUACUUCGUGAACUGCCGAGGGAAGGAACAUGAUUCUUACACUCAGAAGGGUUGGUGGCUGAGAAAUCAUAAUUACCCUUUCCUCUUUUCCUGUUGAAUACUUGUUUUAUAUCAUAUAUAUACACUAGCCUUUUUGUUGUCUCUUGUCAGUUAUAUUGGUGUCAGGAUUCUUGUUUGCAUAUACAUCAGCCUUGUGACCAUUCCUUUAGGAGUUCUUGUGUUUAUCCUGUGAUCUAGAACAUCUCAUUCCUGUUCACCAUUUCAGUUUAUUUUUUGCAUAUUUUCGUUUC